AAAGCAGAGCAUCCUUCCUGUGAUAUCUCUGCGAGGAAACAGACAUGAUAUCGCUGUGGAACAGUUCUUUACAGGAGAAGAUAGACGAGCUUCAUGACGACACUUGGAGCAUUGAAAUUAAUGACUCGAUUGAGGAAAACAGACCAGCUCGUGACUGGCACCAGUACAUUUCUGGCUCCUUUGCACAGUUCAAGUGUUCUCUUUGUAAAAAAGGCUGGGGGUCUAAAAGAGUGCAGGUGCUGUUCCAUUUCGACCUGAACACAGCAAGCAAUCGGGGAACCAUUAAAGUGCGACGCUUCAAACAGAAGUGCAGGAGAUGUACAGAAGCUCCGUGGGAGGAACCAAACUUCCCAGUGGAAAACAUUGAUGUGCUUGUUGAGAGACUGGUUAAAAAUAUCCGUGUGAAAUGCUACAGAGAAGACCUGGGUCAAACGAACAGACCCUCCGUGUUCAGUGGCAGAGUUAAUGGGCCGCAUGAAACUGCUCACUGUGAAGCCUGUCAUAAGGGUGUCUGCAGUCAGGCCAACUGAGACCAAUAAAUCAGCGGAUAGUUCUUAUUUAUUAUUAUAAAUGGUUUCACAAUGAAAACAAAGGAAUAACAAGGAAUGUGGUAUUUCUUUUAUAUAAUUCUAUAUAAUUUAAAAUGUGUAAUAUUUUACAAGACACUGCUGCAAACAUUAUAAAAGAUCCAAAAAGUCACUGAUG
Carassius carassius (crucian carp) is the source of this 705-nucleotide messenger RNA. RefSeq names its product receptor-transporting protein 3-like. The record is from RefSeq and is a predicted model, not a curated record. The transcript is spliced from 2 exons. NCBI's taxonomy places the organism in Eukaryota, Metazoa, Chordata, Actinopteri, Cypriniformes, Cyprinidae. Gene Ontology annotation, biological process: protein insertion into membrane; protein targeting to membrane. Gene Ontology annotation, molecular function: olfactory receptor binding. The coding region runs from base 45 to 530 and encodes 161 amino acids.